This is a messenger RNA of Anguilla anguilla (European eel), 1274 nucleotides long. RefSeq names its product FXYD domain containing ion transport regulator 5 (gene fxyd5). Lineage: Eukaryota; Metazoa; Chordata; Actinopteri; Anguilliformes; Anguillidae. Gene Ontology annotation, biological process: regulation of monoatomic ion transport. The record is from RefSeq and is a predicted model, not a curated record. The coding region runs from base 159 to 734 and encodes 191 amino acids. The transcript is spliced from 11 exons. Gene Ontology annotation, molecular function: ion channel regulator activity. Gene Ontology annotation, cellular component: membrane.
AGCGAAUGAGGAAUGAGGAGGAAGCGAGCGACUAACCGUCGCUCAACGGCAACGCAGGCUUUGCACUACACACAGAAUACGCAGGUUGUGCGGAACUGUGCUGAGUUUGAGAGGCGAUCUGUCGGCACUAUAGAAUCGGGAACACGCGCAGCCAAAAGAUGGCGUUUGGGUGGGUUUAUCUCUGUCUGUCUGUCACGCUAGGAGGCUGCUUGGCACAGCUCUCUACGUCCUCCGACGGGCUGGCUGGUUCCACUGUCUCUGUGCUGGAGCUUUCCACCAUUACUUCACAAGCAAUGGUGCCAGAAAGCAACGCCCUGACGACCUCCAAUGGCACUGCAGCUACUCAAGGUCAGACUACAGAAGCCCCUUUUGUAGAUGAAAACAGCACCGCAAUAACAGAGAGAACGAACUCCUCAGUGGCAACAGUAAUCAACUACACCCCCCCAUCUGAGCCCAGCAGUACCACUGGAGCGAAGGCGACUGCAGCCAGGCGUGAAAGCGAUGCCCCUGCACGCAGCACCAAGAAGAAGACUACAUAUAAGAGUGACCACGUAACCGGUCCGUUUCCGGAUGUAUCUUUUGAUUACGAUUACAGUUACCUCCGACGCAUCGGCCUGGGCGUGGCGUUUGUGCUUUUUGUGAUGGGCAUCCUGGUCAUCGCAAGCAGCAGAGUGUCCAGGAUUCCGAAGUGCCGCACGACCUCGGGAAAGACCUACGAGGUGACCAGAGUUUGAGGAGAGGGACGAGGCCCGCGACCGCUCACCCCGGGGGGAACGGAGCAGAGGAAGGGAGCUGCAGGCUUCACGGGUUCGAGGAGCAGGCUGGGCGCUGUAAAUAUGUUUUAGCCGAAACUCCGGGGCUGUUACCGUGGCUCAGGGACCAGGACAACAGAAGCGCGGUGUCACGUUGCGCAAUUAACGUGUGACGAUUAGGGGAGAAAACAGAUCCAGUACUCAGGCAAAUUCAGAACAAGUUCAGCUGCCUUGAAGCCCUACCUUGAUUUUUCAAUAACUGGUUCAUGCUUCUGUGUUUCAUCAGCUAAAAUAUUUCAAAGCUUUUUUUUUUUUUUUUUUUUUUUUCCUUUUCCUGGUAUUCAGUGAGAUUGACGACUGGGGUGUAUUAAUCUAAUAAAAUUUGUGUUACCAAACGUGACGGCUUCUCACAGCUCUGAAGCGCCCCCAGGAGGAUGUUUGCCUGUACUGCAGCUUGAAAUGUGUCGCCUUGGAUUGUGUGUUGCUAUAAAUGCGGUCCUACGGGAAGGAUUUCAGGCUAAA